Molecule: messenger RNA, 5306 nt
Organism: Oncorhynchus kisutch (coho salmon)
Lineage: Eukaryota; Metazoa; Chordata; Actinopteri; Salmoniformes; Salmonidae
Product: trichohyalin
Exons: 11
Coding region: 206-4453 (1415 amino acids)
Source: RefSeq, a predicted model, not a curated record
CAGUCAGUCAUGCCGCAGCACCUGUGGGAGGGACAGAUCUGUCCGGACACCCGCUCUAGGGACUGUCGCGGACUAUCGUUCGCUGUGAAACAAUAGUAUUCUUGUGUGGGAUCUGUGUUGAAUGACUUUGGGAGAGACGGAGACAAAUUCACGAAACAGCCUCUGUUCAACACAUAUUGUAAUCUGGAGAUCCUAAAGAUACCAGAUGAUGUCAAUCGAAGAGGCACUGAGUUUGAAGGAAAGAAGUGAGGGCAUGGCAGCUCGUGUGGACGUGGCCUCUGGUGAGGUGGGCCAAGCAGGAGAUGCAGGUAUCAAGCCUGAGCUAGGCCCCAAACCCUGCCUGAUUCCCAAACCCUUUUCACUGCAGAGGAACACCACAUUCCGCUCCAUCAUAGCCCCAAAGACACUCACAAUGACUCCACAGCCAUCUCAGGCCACGUCCACUACCUCCAGCAAACCAGAGCCUUGUCAGCCUAUUAGUGCCCCUGUGUCUGACUCAAGCAGCAUUGUGAAACUCGAUGCAGAGAGCACCACGAUACCUGAACUGACCAAUGCUCUCGAAGUUCCUUCAGCCAUAACACCCCAAACUGAAUCGACCCACACUACUGAACAAAACCAAACGGCUCUUUCCACAUCCCUUACUACCCCAGAAUCUGAGCCACCAGCUAGUACCACAUCUGACCCAACUGGAACCUCAGAUGUAAAUCAAGUCAGUCUUUCUGAACUGGACGAACAUGGCCCCUCUGAUACAGGCCACUCCGCCACUGGAACUGAGCCUGUACCAUCACCAUCAGUCACCUCAACUCCUCUUCAACCGCAGUCUGAAAACACUGUGAGUGAGCCCACCCCUGCGGUCGUCAGGCGCCACGCUGGGAAGGAUCAGGCAGCCCACUUGGGAGGAGGCAGGAAGCGGCUGUCCAUGGAGCUCACCUCCAGGUUUGAGUCUGCUGGCCUCUCACUCCCCUCACAGCCACCAGCUAACCAGGAACGGGAACAGGUGACCAUGAGAGAGACUGCAGUCCCCAAAGUGUCAGUCCUCGGGGCAAAAGAGGAAGAGAAGGUCACUGAUUCACCAGGGUCACCGUCUGAACCAGAGUGCAGACUCAAGCACUCAACGCCACUGAAGGAAGAGAGGGAUGGAGAAGGGGUAAAGGAGGAAGGAGAAAAGAAAGGGAACAGCAUACAACGGAGGAUCAGUCUGCUGCUGGACUCCUCUUCGAGACCAGAGGCUCUGACCAAUAGGGAGGAAGUACCUCGUCCAUUGAAACAAGCAGUUAGUUCUGGUGGUGUGAAACAGCGGAUCAAAGAAUGGGCAGCAGACACACCUCCUGUUCAGGCAUCCAAUCAGAGGGUGGAUGUUGCCCCUCAACCAUUCCCUGUCAGAGUUCACCCUGUGUUGAGUGUCACUGGGGGGUCGUUGGCGACGAGCAAAAGCGUUCAGCUAGCUCCUCGAGAGGACAAGGCUUCCACCCUACUUCACGCUGGACAUUCUGGGAUAGAAGAUGAGGAGGAGGAGGAUGAAGACGAGGAGGAGGAAGAGGAGGAGGGAGAGAAGGAGGAGGAUGUGGUACCACUCUACAAAACAGUAGGGAUACAUCUUGGACAGGAAGAUGGAGGGAAAAAACAGGACCUAGUGGUUGAUCAAAUAUGGAAAGAGAUGGAGGCUAAGGUUAAAGAGGAGGAAAAACCUGCAGAAGUGGAUCAAUUAAAACAGCUGGAACUAGAAGAGAGACAGGCAGAAGAUGAGAGGGAGAGAGAAAGACAAAAGGUAGUGGAGAGGGAAAGGGAGAGACAGAGAGAGGAGGAAGAGAGAAAGAGGGAAGAAGAAGAGGAGAGAAAAAGACAAAGAGAAAUGGAGAGGGAAAUGAAGAGACAGAGACAGAGAGAGGAGGAGAGGGAUAGGGAGAGACAGAGAGAUAAAGAAGAGAGAGAGAGAAAGAGGAAAGAAGAAAAGGAGAGAGAAAGACAGAUAGAACUUGAGAAGGAAAGGGAGAGACUGAGAGAGGAGGAAGAGAGAGAGAGAAAGAGGAAAGAAGAGGAGAGAGAAAGACUGAUAGAAUUUGAGAAGGAAAGGGAGAGACAGAGAGAGGAGGAUGAGAGAGAGAGAAAGAGGAAAGAAGAGGAGAGAGAAAGACUGAUAGAAUUUGAGAAGGAAAGGGAGAGACAGAGAGAUGAAGAAGAGAGAGAGAGAAAGAGGAAAGAAGAGGAGAGAGAAAGACUGAUAGAAUUUGAGAAGGAAAGGGAGAGACAGAGAGAGGAGGAAGAGAGAGAGAGAAAGAGGAAAGAAGAGGAGAGAGAAAGACUGAUAGAAUUUGAGAAGGAAAGGGAGAGACAGAGAGAGGAGGAUGAGAGAGAGAGAAAGAGGAAAGAAGAGGAGAGAGAAAGACUGAUAGAAUUUGAGAAGGAAAGGGAGAGACAGAGAGAUGAAGAAGAGAGAGAGAGAAAGAGGAAAGAAGAGGAGAGAGAUGAGAGAGAGAGAAAGAGGAAAGAAGAGAAGGAGAGAGAAAGACUGAUAGAAUUUGAGAAGGAAAGGGAGAGACAGAGAGAGGAGGAUGAGAGAGAGAGAAAGAGGAAAGAAGAGAAGGAGAGAGAAAGACUGAUAGAAUUUGAGAAGGAAAGGGAGAGACAGAGAGAGGAGGAUGAGAGAGAGAGAACGAGGAAAGAAGAGAAGGAGAGAAAAAGACAGAUAGAACUUGAGAAGGAAAGGGAGAGACAGCGAGAGGAGGACGAGAGAGAGAGAAAGAGGAAAGAAGAGAAGGAGAGAGAAAGACAGAUAGAACUUGAGAAGGAAAGGGAGAGACUGAGAGAGGAGGAAGAGAGAAAGAGGAAAGAAGAGAAGGGAGAAAGACAGCGAGAAGUGGAAAGGGAAAAGGAGAGACAGGUAGAGGAAGGAGAGAGGGGGAAGCUUAGGAUGAAAGAGGAGAGAUUGAGAGAGAAGGAAAGGGAGAAACUCAAAGAAAAAGAGCAAGAAAUGGAAAUACAGAGAGCGGAGGAAAGGAUGCAGGAAGAUGAGAUAAAGAGAGAAGAAGAUCGGGAGAAAGAAGAAGCAGUGUCCCCAAUCCAAUUCAUCACUCUUAAACCUGACCAACCUCCCAAGCCAGAGCCUCCUCCCUCAACUACCGUCCCCAUCAUAGAACCAAUACCAAAAGAAGAGAAGCAGCCUCACAUCGAGGUGGUCUACGACGACUUCUCUGUCAAAGAGGAGAAGCCUCUUAUCAAGAUGGUCUAUGAUGAUUUCUCCGUCAAGCCCCGGCGGUGGGGGUCUCAGGCCAGGUUCCUUGCUGACCGUGCCCAGGUCAAGUCACCCUCCCCUGGAACAGAGGAGCCUGAGUCACUGGGCUCCUCGGAAUCCGACCUUCAGAGAACCGUUGUUGACACCCAGGAGCCAGCCCAAGAGAGUCCAGUCGAACCUCACCCAGCUGAGAGGGAUCUAGAGGGGGGAGUCCCCACCCCAAAGGAUGGAACAGAGAAUAAGAAGGAGAAGAAAAAGAAGGAGGAAGAGAAGUAUAAUGAGGAGGGCACCAGCAUGGAUAUGGAGGAGGUUCAGUUGACGUGUUAUGUGGGGGCAGGAGAGGGACGUGACACAGAGUCUCUGAUUGGUGGAGAGCCAGACAAGCAGUACGGGGGCUGUGACACGAGACUGUCUGAGGAUGACUGUCGGCAGACAACAGAGGACCAGAUCUCACCUGUCAUCACGCCAGUUGAGCCUAACAGUACGUCUCCACUAGAGGAAACAGAGGACCAGAUCUCGCCUGUCAUCACACCAGAUGAGCCUGACAGUACAUAUCCACUAGAAGAGACAGAGGACCAGAUCUCGCCUGUCAUCACACCAGAUGAGCCUGACAGUACGUCUCCACUAGAAGAAACAGAGGACCCAUUACCCUUUCCUGAUAUCUCCGCCCCUCUAUUGGACACCAGUGUUCUGCGUGCGAGGGCAGAGCUGAGGAAGAGUCGACGAACCCGCCCCACUCGAGCUUUCCGUCAGAGCUCUACCACAAUAAUGCUUGAGGAAGACCCGGUCCACGACUGGAGGUUCUAUGACUCCUCAGAUAAGCUAGACUCUCUGAUACGGGGGGAUUGUGCGUCUGGUGAGGAGCAGCCCAGAGGGAGGGAGGUUUGUUCACAACCUUCCCAGCCCCAGAGAAUAGCCCUCUUCUCUGGAAUGGACCCGUCUGCCCUCAAGGCCCAACUGAAGAAGCGAGGAGGUGGUGGUGGAGGAGGAGGUGGUGGAGCCGGUGGAGGUGAAGGAGUAGACACAGACCAUCAGACAGACAGACUUUCCCCUUCCCCCUCUCAGCUCUCCCGCUCUCCAAGACGUUCCUCCUUCCUCCCCGGGAUGUCACGAGUGCUUCCCCCUGUAGGGAACAAAGGUGCAGGGGGGGACAAGUCUCCUUCAUGGCUGCGGGAACUCAAGUCUAAGAAGCGCUCGAGUCAAUACAACAGUGAGGCCUAACUGAGCAGAGCAGGGAGAUACCAUUGACAAGGAGAUCAUUCAACUGCUGCUGCAGUUGUUGCUGACAAACACAGCUGUGGGCUGGACUCUAAUCAUGUACCUUUUCAAAAACACACUUUUUUAAUGAAUUAACUAUGCAAGACAAUGGAGAAGCAUUGGAUACUUCCCUGCGUUGUGACCAUCUUUUUCCACUUUCCUAUUUGACAAAGGAACUAUGAGCAUGUAGAUACUUUAUUUGCAACACACACACACACACACACAAACACACACAGAUGAUUCGAGGAGUGGACUCAAAAUGCCCUUUUCUGUUAAUUUGCAACAUUUGCCUCUUAUCCCAGGCCACUGUAUUUUCUAGACUGUAUCUCUCCAUCCAUCCAUACUUGCAUUCCAGAUUCACUUGACAUAAUUACCAUGUGUGUUUAGGUCAUGCACACAAAUAUCCACAAUACCACGAUGUUCACAAACUACUUGAAUUGUACAUGUUUUGCCACCUAGCCAUGAACUCUCUUUCUUUCUCGAUUAAUCUCUUGUUUUGAACUAACCCAUCUGUUUCUCUGCUCUUAUGUUAUGCACUCACUCGCUGCUCGGAUGAGCUGCUCUUGAUAAAAGCAUCUGCUAGAUAAAUUGAAAUGAUCUCUACUCUAUCCAAACAGGAAAAGGAGCAUCUCUGUCUGGAGGUUUUUGAAUAACUUCCUUAAAACCUUUACUGAAUGUCUCAAGACUUAAGAAUAUUAUUUUCCAAUAGUUUCGUUCUUAAUAGAACCAUAAUUGUUUUGGUUCCGUUCCACUGUUCUGACCAGCAAAAUAAAGUUCUGAACCGGUUCAAACCCCCAAAAGUUCUUUUUUAAACCUA